CGCUCCGAGGGGGCGGAGGGCAGGGCAGGGCGGGGGCUGGCCGGCUGCUGCCCCACGCGGCGCCCGGGCUGGCGGCGCCCCCGCCGCGCUCCCCGCGCACUCCGUGCCCCUCUGUCAUGCUCGCCGCCUGGGAACGGGCGGCGGGCUCCAGCGCCGGCAGCCGCCCCGCCGAGCCCGCGCCUCCGGCGCUGUCCUCGCCGCCCGCCGCCGACCCCCGUCCCCGCGGGCGGUGCGGCGGGGCGCGGCGGAGCGCGGGCGGCGCUGCCCGCCGCCGGGGGCUGGCUGCUGCUGCUGCCGCCGCGGCGAGCGGCGGGUGGCGGCGGGCGGCGAUGGGCACGGCGGCCGUGCACCUCCUGCUGCUGCUGGGGCUGCUGCACGCCGGGCCCGGCGGCGAGGGCAGGAAGGGCUGGCGGCGGCGCGGGCCGGCGGCCCGGGAGCGCGGCGGGGAGGCGGCGGCGGAGAGCUUCCCGCUGGACUUCACCGCCGUGGAGGGCAACAUGGACAGCUUCAUGGCGCAGGUCAAGAGCCUGGCGCAAUCGCUGUACCCCUGCUCGGCCCAGGCGCUGCCGCACGACCUGCGCCUGCACCUCCUGCACAACGCCUCGGUCACCUGCAACGACGGCACUCCGGCCGGCUACUACCUCAAGGAGUCCAAGGGCAGCCGGCGGUGGCUGCUGUUCCUGGAAGGAGGGUGGUACUGCUUCAACAGGGAGAACUGCGACACCCGCUACGACACCAUGCGGAGGCUCAUGAGCUCCAGAGAGUGGCCCGCGACCCGAGUGGGAACUGGGAUCCUGUCAUCGCAACCAGAAGAAAAUCCCCACUGGUGGAACGCAAACAUGGUAUUCAUCCCGUAUUGCUCAAGUGAUGUUUGGAGUGGUGCCUCUUCCAAGUCUGAGAAAAAUGAAUAUGCCUUCAUGGGAGCACUGAUCAUUCAGGAGGUUAUAAAGGAGCUGGUGGGAAAAGGUCUUAGCACUGCAAAAGUGUUGCUGCUAGCAGGGAGCAGUGCUGGAGGGACAGGAGUGCUCCUGAAUGUGGAUCGAGUGGCAGAGCAGCUGGAGGAGAUGGGUUAUCAAGGGAUUCAGGUUCGAGGCUUGGCAGAUUCUGGAUGGUUCCUGGAUAAUAAACAGUAUCGCAGAACUGACUGUAUCGAUACCAUAACGUGUGCUCCAACAGAAGCCAUCAGAAGAGGAAUAAGGUAUUGGAAUGGUAUUGUUCCUGAACGAUGUAAGCUGCAGUUCAAAGAGGGAGAGGAAUGGAAUUGUUUUUUUGGAUAUAAGAUUUACCCCACUCUUCGAUGUCCAGUCUUUGUUGUCCAAUGGCUCUUUGAUGAGGCCCAGCUUACUGUAGACAAUGUACACCUCACUGGUCAGCCUGUUCAGGAAGGGCAGUGGCUCUACAUCCAGAAUCUGGGUAGGGAGCUGAGAAACACCUUGAAGGAUGUGACUGCUAGCUUUGCUCCUGCCUGUUUGUCUCAUGAGAUCAUUACACGCAAUCACUGGACAGACAUCCAGGUGAAGGGGACAUCGUUACCCCGCGCCCUGCACUGUUGGGAUCGGAGCCUACAUGAGAGCAACAAAAAUGGGAAGGCCCCUCUGAAAGGCUGCCCAAUUCAUCUGAUUGACAGCUGUCCAUGGCCUCACUGCAACCCCUCGUGCCCCACUAUCAGGGACCAGUUCACAGGGCAGGAGAUGAAUGUGAUCCAGUUCCUCAUGCACAUGGGUUUUGAUGUUCAGAAGAUGGCACAGCAACAGGGCCUGGAGCCCAGUAAACUUCUGGGGAUGCUCAGCAGUGGUAACUAGGAAGGGGCCUUCAGGGGGGCAGAGAGAUUAGAUCAGGAGGAGACUCUAAGCCCUUCUUCCAUACUUUCUAAUCUUCUUCCUUAUGUUCAUGCAGGCAGAUGCACGCUCACACCCAUGCAUGCUCAAACCUGUAUAUACCCAUGUGCUCCCAUGCUCUUGCACACUUAAGAUGUGUCAAGAAAAAAAAAAAAAAGGGCAAUUUCUUGCUCACACUAUUUGACUGGAACUUGUUACCUCCAAACUCCAGGGCUCAGAUUUGGCCAUUCACAUCCUCUUCCUGUGUUACACAAGGCAAUCUGAUACAGGGAGUAGCAAAGCCAUAAAUAGCAGCAAUGAGAACCUUCCCCAGAUCUAGGACUUCUUCCCUUGCCAUGGAUUUUACAUCAUAGACUUGAUACAAGUGGUGAAAAAAGCAAGCACUGGAUUUCUUUUGUCCAAAUAGAAGUGAAGGAAUGAUAACAUGACUUCCUGGAGGUCAGCAUCUCACGAUGAGUCAUAACGUACAAACCCAGGACAUGUGCUAGGGAUGGACACUCUUGUACUCAAUUUACUUUCAUAUUAUUUUAUAAAAUGACUUUUUUUAUUACUUUUUUUAAACUAAGCAAGAAAUAGAAAUGAUAUUGUUUUGUAACAUAUUUUUUUUAAAUAACGAAGAAACCUCUUGCUACUUUGGCAACGUGGACAUAUUUAUUUUAAUACGUAAAAUGCUAUUUAUAAGGGCUGACCAGAGAACCAUACAUAUGUCUUUGUAAAGUCAUAUAUGCUGCUCAUUUGGAUGGGUUAUCCGUAUGAUCACUUGUGCCUGGGCGAGGGCUGAGGGUGGUAUUGAUAUUUUGUAUUAAUUAGACUUCUGUGUUCCCUUUGCAGUAUGCUUUGUCAUUGUUUCUCUGAUGAAGAGGUUGUAAUAUGAGGUCUAAGUACAGAGAUUUUCACCCAGCAUCUGAUGUUUGCAUACUUGCACAGCACUUUCAGCUUGACUCUGAUUUGCCAGGUAUUCCAGGGCAUUGCAUUUAAAGAUGCAGGGAGAUCUGUUUUUGCAGCAAAGGCCCCUAUUCUAGUGAGAGAAAUGUUUGAUCAGACUGUCUGGCCUGUCUUAAAGUGAGGAGCAUUUAGAACAUGAAAGGCAGAGAACACAAGACAAGCACCAACAUAUUUCUAUUCUUCCAGUCAUUUGCGAACACACCCACCUCAGAACACAGAAUCCCCUUUGAUGGUAAUGGGAGGAGAACAAGGGAGGGAUCAGGAAUGUGCAACUGAAGCUGGAGAGAGCGAGAGAGACCAUUCGAUAGGGAGGAAAGCACACAGGCAGUUGCAGAAAAGCUUUAUACGGUAGUGUCCUGCCAAAGUUUUUGAGACUGACUUUGCAUUUGUUUGCACUUGGGAAAUGGUUACACAAUGUGUUGGCCACAGAAAAUUAGGGCCUAAUUUUAGAAAAAUUCAAUGCACUUUCAAGAUAGGUCUUGUCAGGUUAAAAUGGUAGUGCUAUUUCUAAGAUGUAUUAUCUUAGGUGAGUAAACCCCAAAAUGAAUAAAACUGCAGCCAUUCAGUUACUUUUCUUGGACUUCAGCGAACAGCCAGUCAGUACCACACAAGAAAUAAGCCAUCCUGCUGUGCAGGAUGGGUUUAGUACACAGUUAAGAUAAAAAUGUAGCUAAAGAGAAAAUGAAUGGUUCCCCAGCAGAACUGAAAUGCAGGAAACCUAUCAGUGGAGCUUCCCUAUGAUCAGCGUAGGGAUUACUGAUACCUGUUAUGUUUUAAUGACUUGGGUAUAAAAGUAAAAUUGUUCUGAUUUAGUUUUCAUGCCACUAAGUUGAGAGGCUUCUUCAGUAUAGACAACAUUUGGAAAAACACACAGGAAGAGGGUGUUCCUUUGAGGGCUGGAGUCACAUGAAGUCAAAGUGCUGGUACUUCAGCAGUAGCCAGAAUUUCUGCUGUGCGCUAGUUUGGCAGCUGGGAGCACCCAGGGGAACUCCUGUGCAUGUCAGUUGUUCCCUGGACAACUGUACACGAGAUGAUGCACCUGUAGGUGUGGCAAGUGCCCUAGGCUGUGUCCAGCAAUGUACUUCUACUAGGAAACAGUAAAGUAUAAAUACCAAUGUUGAAGUUUAGAAUACUUUUUGCAGAGCUGGUUACCUGUAUAUUUACAACAUUAAUUCAAAGGUUAAUUUCUAAAAGGCAAAGAAUGUUCGGAGGGGAUGUUUUCCUUACAAGCCCAGGAAAAAAAUCCGUGGGAGUCUGGGAUCGCUCUUUUAGCUUAGUGUGCCUCUGCAACAGUCUUUUUAAAUCUGUAGCAGGGAGAAGUCUCAGAAAUAUUUUUAAAGGGGAACUUGGCUAAUUUAUUAGAAAAAUUAUACAAUGUGGUUGCAAGUCGUAGCUGGAAGCUGGAAUCUGUAACCCAGGAAGUCAUCUCCAGCUCUAUACUUCUUGUACUUGUGCAAUAAAUAUAAUUUUCCCAA
Messenger RNA from Phalacrocorax carbo (great cormorant), 4258 nucleotides. The record is from RefSeq and is a predicted model, not a curated record. Lineage: Eukaryota; Metazoa; Chordata; Aves; Suliformes; Phalacrocoracidae.